GCGGGCGCCAAUGCCCGCCGGUUCCUGCUGGAGGCCCUGCAGGAUUUGGACAGUAGCCUACGGGAAAUAGGCUCCAGGCUGUUCGUGGCACGGGGCUGCCCUGAGGAGGUUCUCCCCCAUCUCUUCCGUGCCUGGGGAACGACACGUUUGACCUUCGAGGUGGACACCGAACCCCUCACCCGCCAGAGCGAUGCCACCGUGGCUGAGCUGGCAGCCCAGCACGGCGUUGAGGUGAUCCGGGAGGUGUCCCACACCCUCUACGACACUGAGAGAGUCCUCGCCCUGAACAACGGCAAAGCCCCCCUAACCUACAAGCACCUGCAGAGCCUCCUGGCAUCCCUUGGACCUCCAGAGAAGCCAGCCCCUGCACUCACCCAGGAGCACCUCCAGGGCUGCUUCACUCCAUGCCAGGCCAGCCACGACAUCAACUACGGGAUCCCCACCUUGGAGGAGCUGGGCCACGACCCCAGUGAGGUGGGUCCUCAGCUCUACCCUGGUGGGGAGACAGCAGCGCUCGCCCGGCUCGACAUGUUCAUGGAGAGGACGGCCUGGGUGUGCGGCUUCAGGAAGCCUGAGACAGAGCCCACCUCGCUGCGCCCCAGCACCACCGUCCUCAGCCCCUACCUCACACUUGGCUGUCUGUCAGUCCGCACCUUCUGGUGGCGGCUGGAUGAGGUCUACCAGAGGCGGGAGCACUCCCAGCCCCCCGUCUCCUUGCACGGGCAGCUCCUUUGGAGGGAGUUUUUCUACACCGCGGGUGCCAGCAUUCCCAACUUCGACCGGAUGGUUGGCAACCCCGUCUGCCUACAGGUCGACUGGGAUGACAACCCCCAGCACCUCUGCGCCUGGAGGGAGGGCCGGACAGGUUACCCCUUCAUCGACGCCAUCAUGACCCAGCUGCGCACCGAGGGCUGGAUCCACCACCUGGCCCGGCACGCCGCUGCCUGCUUCCUCACCCGCGGGGACCUCUGGAUCUCUUGGGAAAAGGGGCUGAAGGUCUUUGAGGAGCUCCUGCUGGACGCUGACUGGUCCCUCAAUGCCGGGAACUGGCUGUGGCUGUCGGGCAGCGCCUUCUUCCACAGGUACUUCCACAUCUACUCGCCCGUCGCCUUCGGCAAGAAGACAGACCGGGACGGGGCGUACAUCCGAAAAUACCUCCCCAUCCUCAAGGAUUUCCCUGCCAAGUACAUCUACGAGCCCUGGAAGGCACCACAGGCCGUGCAGGAGCGCGCGGGCUGCCUGGUGGGCACCCACUACCCCCUGCCUAUCGUGGAGCACGGGGUGGCCAGAGAGAGGAACCUGGGGCGCAUGAAGGCAGCCCGUGCCUGGAGAGGUUUAGUGUGA
Chaetura pelagica (chimney swift) is the source of this 1344-nucleotide messenger RNA. RefSeq names its product cryptochrome-1-like. Gene Ontology annotation, cellular component: cytoplasm; nucleus. Gene Ontology annotation, biological process: circadian regulation of gene expression; entrainment of circadian clock by photoperiod. The record is from RefSeq and is a predicted model, not a curated record. The transcript is spliced from 10 exons. Gene Ontology annotation, molecular function: DNA binding; FAD binding. The annotation marks the transcript as partial. Lineage: Eukaryota; Metazoa; Chordata; Aves; Apodiformes; Apodidae.